AUGUCAAACACCGACUUUCUCGGCCGCGCCAUCGACACGGUAAAGAAAGCCAUUGAGCUUGACACCACCGGCUCCUACGAACAAGCCUACCAACAAUACUAUGCCGCCCUCGAACUCUUCAUGCUUGCCCUAAAAUGGGAAAAGAAUCCAAAGUCAAAGGAAAUGAUCCGGGCAAAGGCAGGAGAAUAUAUGGACCGAGCAGAGAAACUGAAAGCCCACAUUCAGGCGAACGAUUCGAGUAAUCGCAAAAAGCCAGCUGCCAUGGGAGUUAAUGGGAAAGCUGUCAACGGUGCGGGCAAAGGCGAAGCAGGAGACAAAGACGAAGAAGAUGCAGAUUCUAAGAAACUCCGUGGGCAAUUAAUGGGCGCGAUCUUGACGGACAAACCAAAUGUGAAAUGGGAGGACGUCGCCGGUCUAGACGGCGCAAAAGAAGCAUUGAAGGAGGCAGUCAUCUUACCCAUCAAAUUUCCUCACCUGUUCCAGGGCAAGCGACAACCGUGGAGAGGAAUAUUACUUUACGGUCCUCCGGGGACGGGUAAAUCAUACCUCGCGAAGGCUGUGGCGACAGAGGCGAACAGCACGUUUUUCAGUGUGAGUUCGUCCGACCUGGUGAGUAAAUGGAUGGGUGAGUCAGAACGACUGGUCAAACAACUUUUCAAUAUGGCAAGAGAAAACAAGCCGGCCAUCAUCUUCAUUGAUGAGGUCGACGCCUUGUGCGGACCUCGAGGGGAAGGCGAAUCCGAAGCGUCAAGACGUAUCAAAACCGAGCUUCUCGUCCAAAUGGACGGAGUGGGGAAAGAUUCUCGUGGUGUCUUGAUCCUGGGCGCAACAAAUAUCCCCUGGCAGCUAGACGCCGCCAUUCGCCGACGUUUCCAGCGAAGGGUACACAUCUCUUUACCUGACAAACCCGCAAGAAUGCGAAUGUUUGAGCUCGCUGUCGGAGAUACGAAGUGCGAGAUGACCCAGGCGGACUAUAAGGCUCUGGCAGAUUUGAGCGAAGGGUAUUCGGGGAGCGAUAUCAGCAUUGCGGUGCAAGAUGCGUUGAUGCAGCCUGUGAGAAAGAUCCAGACAGCCACGCAUUACAAGAAGGUCAUUGUGGACGGCGUUGAGAAACUCACUCCCUGCUCCCCUGGUGACCCUGGAGCAAAGGAAAUGACGUGGGUGGAGGUUGACUCGGAAAAACUGCUCGAACCGGCGUUAACGGUGAAGGACUUUAUCCGCGCCAUAAAGGCAAGCAGACCAACAGUGUCUGCAGAUGACUUGAAGAAGAACGCAGACUGGACAUCCGAAUUUGGAAGUGAAGGUGCAUAA
Cladophialophora psammophila CBS 110553 is the source of this 1311-nucleotide messenger RNA. Its product is annotated as vacuolar protein sorting-associated protein 4. Bases 1 to 1311 code for a protein of 436 amino acids. Gene Ontology annotation, biological process: vacuole organization; endosomal transport. The record is from RefSeq and is a predicted model, not a curated record. Gene Ontology annotation, molecular function: ATP binding; ATP hydrolysis activity. Lineage: Eukaryota; Fungi; Ascomycota; Eurotiomycetes; Chaetothyriales; Herpotrichiellaceae. The transcript has 2 exons.